UCGCAGCGAGCUAUGUUAUUCAUUCUAUAGCUGUCAAACUUUAUCAAACGUAAUUUCUAAACCAUAGAGCCUAUUUUAAGUAGAUUAGGUUCAUGGCAUUAUAUUGUUGUGGACAAGUUGUGCGGGUAAUGUAGCCUACAUGUCGAUAUCCAAAGUCUGAGGCAUUUGAGGCUGAUUGUUGUCGGUCGAUGAAGCGCAUCACCAAUGCAGUGCUUGGAGUGACGCCCUGUGUCACCGCAUUGGCCUGUAGAACAGGGCUAUUCAGCACCGGAUCCACUGGGGCCAAACCCCUGUGGUUGUCAUACCUCGCCUCUAAUCAGAGACUCAGUCAAAGCUGGCACUCAAGUGCAAAAGUGUCAUCGCUGCUCAGAAUGCCACAGAACAACAAGCCCAGAUGUGCCUCCGCCAGUGGCUCUAGUGUGGGACUGGGGAGGGGCAUAGAAAGAAGAGAAGGGAGGGGAGAGGAUGAACCAGAACCCAGGGUCCAAGUACAGGAAGCUGGGGAUGGAGGUGGAGAGGGCAACAUAGGAGACCCAGAGAUCAUCAAGUCCCCUAGCGACCCCAAACAGUACAGGUACAUUGAGCUGACCAAUGGGCUCCGAGCUCUGCUCAUUUCGGAUUUUACUGGCCCUGCUUCCUCUGGAGACGACGAUUCACAGGAGGAAGAGGAGGACGACGAUGAGAUGGGAGAGGAGGAAGAGGAAGAAGACGACUCAGGAGAAGGAACGGAGGAAGAGUCUGAGGAGGAGGAUGAAAAGGACAGUGACUUUGAGGAUGAGGAUGACGGAGGGAAUAGGAAGAAGGAACACUCUGAGAAACAGUCUGCAGCAGCGUUGUGUGUGGGCGUUGGCAGCUUCAGCGACCCCAGCGACCUCCCAGGCCUCGCCCACUUCCUGGAACAUAUGGUGUUCAUGGGCAGUGAGAAGUACCCCUCAGAGAACGGUUUUGAUGCCUUCCUGAAGAAACAUGGCGGCAGUGACAACGCGUCCACGGACUGUGAAAGAACCAUCUUCCAGUUUGACGUUCAGAGGAAGAAGUUCAGAGAGGCUCUGGAUAGAUGGGCCCAGUUUUUCAUCUGUCCUCUGAUGAUACGAGACGCCAUCGACAGGGAGGUGGAAGCUGUCGACUCUGAGUACCAACUGGCCAAGCCUUCGGACUCUCACAGGAAAGAGAUGUUGUUCGGGAGUCUGGCCAAACCAGGGCACCCUAUGGGCAAGUUCUGCUGGGGUAACGCCAAAACUCUGAAGACCGAGCCCAAGAAAAAGAAGAUUAAUGUUUACAAGAGGCUCCGCACCUUCUGGAAGAGACAUUACUCUGCCCACUACAUGACCCUGGCAGUGCAGUCUAAAGAGAAGCUGGACACUCUGGAGAAGUGGGUGAGGGAGAUCUUCAGUGGAGUGCCCAACAAUGUUCAGCCCAAGCCAGAUUUCUCUAAUCUACUGGAUCCCUUUGAUACGCCAGCCUUCAACAAGCUCUACAGAGUGGUUCCGGUGAGGAAGGUUAAUGCACUGACGAUCACUUGGGCCCUGCCUCCUCAGGAGAAACACUACCGGGUGAAGCCUCUCCACUACAUCUCCUGGCUGAUUGGUCACGAGGGCACAGGCAGCAUCUUAUCAGUACUCAGGAAGAAGUGCUGGGCCCUAGAUCUGUUUGGAGGGAACAGUGAAACAGGCUUUGACCAGAACUCCACAUACUCCAUCUUCUCUAUUUCCAUCACUCUCACAGACCAAGGAUUCCAAAACUUUUACCAGGUAUCUGACUUGGUCUUUCAGUACCUCAAGAUGCUGCAGAGCCUGGGUCCCCAGCAAAGGAUCUAUGAGGAGAUUCAGAAGAUUGAAGCCAAUGAGUUUCACUACCAAGAGCAGACUGACCCUAUAGAGUACGUAGAGGACAUCUGUGAGAACAUGCAGCUCUUUUCUAAAGAAGACUUCCUCACUGGGGACCAGCUCAUGUUCCAGUAUUCACCGGAGGUGAUCACGGCAGCCCUGUCCUUGCUAACUCCAGACAGAUCCAACCUGCUGCUGCUGUCUCCUGAACACGAAGGCCACUGCCCUCUUAGAGAGAAGUGGUUUGGUACACACUACAGUGUAGAGGACAUUCAGCCUGAGUGGAGAGAGAGAUGGAGUGGAGACUUUGAACUCAACUCUGACCUGCACCUCCCUGCCGAAAACAAGUUCAUUGCGACUGACUUUGUCCUGAGGCAGUCAGACUCUCCUGAUACUGACCUGCCAGUCAGAGUGUCUGCCAGUGACAGGGGAUGUGUCUGGUACAAGAAGGACAACAAGUUCAACAUACCCAAAGCGUACAUCCGCUUUCAUCUCAUCUCUCCAGUCAUCCAGCUGUCAGCCAAGAACCUGGUGUUAUUUGACCUUCUGGUCAACAUCCUCGGUCACAACCUAGCAGAGCCAGCCUAUGAGGCGGACGUGGCCCAACUGGAGUACAAGCUGUCGGCAGGAGAACACGGACUGGUCAUCAAGGUCAAGGGCUUCAACCACAAACUGCCACUCCUGUUCCAUCUGAUUGUGGACCACCUGGCUGACUUCUCUACCUGUGAAGAUGUCUUCUGCAUGUUCUCCGAGCAGCUCAAAAAGACCUACUUUAACAUCCUCAUACGACCAGAGAAACUGGGCAAGGACGUUCGGUUGCUGAUCCUGGAGCAUGGUCGCUGGUCCAUGAUGGAGCGGUACCAAGCCCUGACUGACGGUGGUCUCACUGUGGAACAACUGAUGGACUUCAGCAGAACCUUUAAGACCCUGCUCUAUGCUGAGGGACUGGUGCAGGGCAACUUCACUAGCCAGGAGUCAAUCCAGUUCCUGCAGUAUGUCACUGAUAAGCUGCAGUUUUCCAAGCUGCCAGCAGAGGUCCCCGUGUUGUUCAGAGUGGUGGAGCUGCCGCUAAAACAGCACCUCUGUAAGGUCAAAGCACUGAACAAGGGAGAUGCCAAUUCAGAAGUCACAGUCUACUACCAGUCUGGCCCAAAGAACCUUAGAGAACACACACUGAUGGAGAUGCUUGUGAUGCACAUGGAGGAGCCCUGCUUUGACUUCCUCAGAACCAAGGAGACUCUAGGGUAUCAUGUUUAUCCAACCUGCAGAAACACCUCUGGAGUUUUGGGCUUCUCCAUCACCGUGGAAACACAGGCAACAAAGUUCAAUACUGAGUUAGUAGAGUUGAAGAUAGAGGAGUUUCUGUCUUCUUUUGGAGAGAAGCUGAGCGCUCUGACUGAGGAUGCAUUCAACACACAGGUGACUGCGCUGGUCAAGCUGAAGGAGUGCGAGGACACACACCUCGGAGAGGAGGUGGACAGGAACUGGUCAGAGGUUGUGACCCAGCAGUACGUCUUCAACAGGCUCCACAGAGAGAUUGAGGCCCUGAAACAGAUGACCAAAGCAGAGCUGGUUUCCUGGUUUCUGGAACACCGUGGACAGAACUGCAGAAAGCUUAGUGUACAUGUGGUGGGUUUUGGGCCGGAAGAGGGAGACCCCCCUGGGGAGGACAAGCCGGGUCAAAGUGAGAAGGACGAGGAAGGGUGUGGGAUUUCAUCCUACGGAGAGGUUUCCAAACUGACCUUCCUCCCCGCCUCCACCAAGAUGGCCACUGUCACAAGCAUCAUGGACAUUCCUUCAUUUACCCAAGGCCUACAUCUCUACCCCUACCACAAGAUCAUCCAAUAGACUGCUACUAUUCCAUGUGUCUCUUUCAUGCCUGACUAAAAAGAUAAUCCAAUAAACUCACUAAAACACACAA
Molecule: messenger RNA, 3747 nt
Organism: Esox lucius (northern pike)
Lineage: Eukaryota; Metazoa; Chordata; Actinopteri; Esociformes; Esocidae
Product: nardilysin
Exons: 33
Coding region: 189-3674 (1161 amino acids)
Biological process (GO): proteolysis
Molecular function (GO): metalloendopeptidase activity; metal ion binding
Source: RefSeq, a predicted model, not a curated record